Pongo pygmaeus (Bornean orangutan) is the source of this 3383-nucleotide messenger RNA. It is a transcript of the gene ALOX15B, whose product is annotated as arachidonate 15-lipoxygenase type B. The transcript is spliced from 14 exons. Gene Ontology annotation, molecular function: protein binding; iron ion binding; oxidoreductase activity, acting on single donors with incorporation of molecular oxygen, incorporation of two atoms of oxygen. The coding region runs from base 98 to 2128 and encodes 676 amino acids. Gene Ontology annotation, biological process: lipid oxidation. Lineage: Eukaryota; Metazoa; Chordata; Mammalia; Primates; Hominidae. The record is from RefSeq and is a predicted model, not a curated record.
AGUGGCAAUAACCAGGGGCAAUAACCAGGCGUGUCCCAGCGGGGAGCCCAGCUCUGCAGCCCUGUGCGCAGUAGAGAGCUGGACUUAGGCUGGCAGCAUGGCCGAGUUCAGGGUCAGGGUGUCCACCGGGGAAGCCUUCGGGGCUGGCACAUGGGACAAAGUGUCUGUCAGCAUCGUGGGGACCCGGGGAGAGAGCCCCCCACUGCCCCUGGACAAUCUCGGCAAGGAGUUCACUGCGGGCGCUGAGGAGGACUUCCAGGUGACGCUCCCGGAGGACGUAGGCCAAGUGCUGCUGCUGCGCGUGCACAAGGCGCCCCCAGCACUGCCCCUGCUGGGGCCCCUGGCCCCGGAUGCCUGGUUCUGCCGCUGGUUCCAGCUGACACCGCCGCGGGGCGGCCACCUCCUCUUCCCCUGCUACCAGUGGCUGGAGGGGGCAGGGAGCCUGGUGCUGCAGGACGGGACAGCCAAGGUGUCCCGGGCAGACCACCACCCUGUGCUCCAGCAACAGCGCCAGGAGGAGCUUCAGGCCCGGCAGGGGAUGUACCAGUGGAAGGCUUACAACCCAGGCUGGCCUCACUGCCUGGAUGAAAAGACAGUGGAAGACUUGGACCUCAAUAUCAAAUACUCCACAGCCAAGAAUGCCAACUUUUAUCUACAGGCUGGCUCUGCUUUUGCAGAGAUGAAAAUCAAGGGGUUGCUGGACCGUAAGGGGCUCUGGAGGAGUCUGAACGAGAUGAAAAGGAUCUUCAACUUCCGGAGGACCCCAGGAGCUGAGCACGCAUUUGAGCACUGGCAGGAGGAUGCCUUCUUCGCCUCCCAGUUCCUGAAUGGUCUCAACCCUGUCCUGAUCCGCCGCUGUCACUACCUCCCAAAGAACUUCCCCGUCACUGAUGCCAUGGUGGCCUCAGUGUUGGGUCCUGGGACCAGCCUGCAGGCUGAGCUAGAGAAGGGCUCCCUGUUCUUGGUGGAUCACGGCAUCCUCUCUGGCAUCCAGACCAAUGUCAUUAAUGGGAAGCCUCAGUUCUCUGCGGCCCCAAUGACCCUGCUAUACCAGAGCCCAGGCUGCGGGCCGCUGCUGCCUCUCGCCAUCCAGCUCAGCCAGACCCCUGGCCCCAACAGCCCCAUCUUUCUGCCCACUGACGACAAGUGGGACUGGUUACUGGCCAAAACCUGGGUGCGCAAUGCCGAGUUCUCCUUCCAUGAGGCCCUCACGCACCUGCUGCACUCACACCUGCUGCCUGAGGUCUUCACCCUGGCUACCCUGCGCCAGCUGCCCCACUGCCACCCUCUCUUCAAGCUGCUGAUCCCGCACACCCGAUACACCCUGCACAUCAAUACGCUUGCCCGGGAGCUGCUUAUUGUGCCGGGGCAGGUGGUAGACAGGUCCACAGGCAUCGGCAUUGAAGGCUUCUCUGAGCUGAUACAGAGGAACAUGAAGCAGCUGAACUAUUCUCUCCUGUGUCUGCCUGAGGAUAUCCGGACCCGAGGAGUUGAAGACAUCCCAGGCUACUACUACCGUGAUGAUGGGAUGCAGAUCUGGGGUGCAGUGGAACGCUUUGUCUCUGAAAUCAUCGGUAUCUACUACCCAAGUGAUGAGACUGUCCAAGAUGACAGAGAGCUCCAGGCCUGGGUCAGAGAGAUCUUCUCCAAGGGCUUCCUAAACCAGGAGAGCUCAGGCAUACCCUCCUCACUGGAGACCCGGGAAGCCCUGGUGCGGUAUGUCACCAUGGUGAUAUUCACCUGCUCAGCCAAGCAUGCGGCUGUCAGUGCAGGGCAGUUUGACUCCUGUGCUUGGAUGCCCAACCUGCCACCCAGCAUGCAGCUGCCACCACCCACCUCCAAAGGCCUGGCAACACGCGAGGGCUUCAUAGCCACCCUCCCGCCCGUCAAUGCCACAUGUGAUGUCAUCCUGGCUCUCUGGUUGCUGAGCAAGGAGCCUGGAGACCGAAGGCCCCUGGGCACCUAUCCGGAUGAGCACUUCACAGAAGAGGCCCCUCGGCGGAGCAUCGCCGCCUUCCAGAGCCGCCUGGCCCAGAUCUCGAGGGUCAUUCAGGAGCGGAACCGGGGCCUGGUGCUGCCCUACACCUACCUAGACCCUCCCCUCAUCGAGAACAGCGUCUCCAUCUAAAUCCCAGGGGAACACAGGCCCAGAUGAUAUCCCUUUGACCACAUCGCUCUAGGAUAGCUGGCACCCAGAGAAAAGGACUCCUCAGAAAAAACAGGCCCCAAUGUGCCUCUCCUGGGACAACCAGACUCUGUGUAACUCACCCCCACCACCAUACACACACAGAAAAACAGAAACAAAAUCAAAACAGAGAAAGCAACAAACCCACCAAGAACAGAGUCUCAGGACAGAACCACUGAGCCUUUUGGAGGCUCCAAGCCUCAAAGUGCCUGCAGAGCCCACCUUGAGGGUUUUGCUAGUUGGUUUUGUUUUGCAUUUUAUAGCCAUGGGGGGAAGCACAUAAUCCUGCCCCGGGGCCCACUAGCCUCCACUGAUUGGACCUUAUGGUCACCCAACUCAAGGACAACCACCAAGAAGUGGCUGCCAAAGAGACUGGGCACAGUGGCUCAUGCCCGUAAUCCCAGCACUUUGGGAGAUGGAGGCGGGAGAAUCAUUUGAGGUCAGAAGUUCAAGUCCAGCCUGGACAACAUAGCGAGACUCCACCUCUACCAAAAAAUAAAAAUUAAAAAACAAAUUGGGCCUGGUGGUGUGUGGCUGUGGUCCUAACUACUCGAGAAGCUGAGGUGGGAGGACUGCUUGAGCCCAGGAGUUUGAGGCUGCAGUGAGUUAUGAUUGUACCACGGCACUCCAGCCCAGGUAACAGAGCAAGACCCCGUUUCUAUUAAAAAAACAAAAAAAAAAAAACAAGGCCAGGCUCAGUGGCUCACACCUGUAAUCCCAGCACCUUGGGAGGUCAAGGUGGGCAGAUCACCUGAGGUCAGGAGUUCAAGACCAGCCUGGCCAAUGUGGUGAAACCCCGUUUCUACCCAAAAUACAAAAAUUAGCUAGGCGUGGUGGCACACACCUGUAAUCACAGCAACUUGGAAGGCUGAGAUAGGAGAACCACUUGAACCUGGGAGGCAGAGGUUGCAGUGAGCCCAGAUCAUGCCCACCGCACUCCAGCUUGGGUGACAGAGUGAGACUCCGUCUCAGAAAAACAAAAAUGAAAAUAAAUGCCCAAGAGGUUGAUUGUGACCUACUGUCUCAGCUUUAAAAUGAACAAAACACUGAAAAAGGGUCACUGGGAGCCAGGCAGAAUGAGGACACACUGCCCAGUCGGCACAGGCAGUGCCUAUGAUACUUUCUUAAAAACGUCCCCUAAAGUUAAAGACUUGUACGUUAUAAGGCAGGUUUCGUUUCCAGAGAAUCAGAAAACAUU